Messenger RNA from Racocetra persica, 176 nucleotides. The record is from the annotation of a GenBank genome assembly. NCBI's taxonomy places the organism in Eukaryota, Fungi, Glomeromycota, Glomeromycetes, Diversisporales, Gigasporaceae.
AAGAACCAGAGCUUGUAUUAUUAAAUAUUGUAUCUACUUGCUGGCUCUCAUUUUCUAAUAUUAUUCAUAAUUUUCAUCAGAAUUUAGAAUCAAUUAAAGGGGCUUUAUUAGAAGAAGCAAUAACUAAUCAACAAGCUACUUUUUUAUUAGCAGAUAUUGAUCAAGAAUUUGAAAUC